This is a messenger RNA of Pipistrellus kuhlii (Kuhl's pipistrelle), 884 nucleotides long. Its product is annotated as zinc finger matrin-type protein 2. The coding region runs from base 10 to 609 and encodes 199 amino acids. Gene Ontology annotation, biological process: mRNA splicing, via spliceosome. Lineage: Eukaryota; Metazoa; Chordata; Mammalia; Chiroptera; Vespertilionidae. The transcript has a single exon. The record is from RefSeq and is a predicted model, not a curated record. Gene Ontology annotation, cellular component: U4/U6 x U5 tri-snRNP complex; spliceosomal complex. Gene Ontology annotation, molecular function: zinc ion binding; nucleic acid binding.
GCGGUGAAGAUGGCGUCCAGCAGUGGGACGAAAAACUUGGACUUUCGCCGCAAGUGGGACAAAGAUGAAUACGAGAAGCUCGCUGAGAAGAGGCUCACGGAAGAGAGAGAAAAGAAGGAUGGAAAACCAGUGCAGCCAGUCAAGCGGGAGCUUCUCCGGCAUAGGGACUACAAGGUGGACCUGGAAUCCAAGCUUGGGAAGACAAUUGUCAUUACCAAGACCACCCCACAAUCUGAGAUGGGAGGAUAUUACUGUAAUGUCUGUGACUGUGUUGUGAAGGACUCCAUCAACUUCCUGGAUCACAUUAAUGGAAAGAAACAUCAGCGAAAUCUGGGCAUGUCUAUGCGUGUGGAACGUUCCACCUUGGAUCAGGUGAAGAAACGUUUUGAAGUCAAUAAGAAGAAGAUGGAAGAGAAACAAAAGGAUUAUGAUUUCGAGGAAAGGAUGAAGGAGCUCAGAGAAGAAGAGGAAAAGGCCAAAGCCUACAAGAAAGAGAAACAGAAGGAGAAGAAAAGGAGGGCUGAGGAGGACUUGACAUUUGAGGAGGAUGAUGAAAUGGCAGCUGUGAUGGGCUUCUCUGGCUUUGGUUCCACCAAGAAGAGUUACUGAGGCUUUCUAUGCUUGGCCCUUUGCUGGGCUUAACUUUGAGUGUGGGCGGGGUCAUUUUUUCGUGCAGGGGGAGUACUUGGGAAAGUCCUUAACUGGCAAUGGGGAGGACUAGAGGGCGGGUGUUUAUAGUUUCCCUCGACCUUGAGAGAAAGCACAGGAGGUAGAGGUAAUGCUGUGGCAUGUUCCUUUAGCCUCAGUGUAUCACCCGCAUCACAGGCCCUUUGCCCAUCUGUUCCCAAUAAAGAAAAACCUCUUCUGAGGCUGCUUUCCCAAAA